GGAACCAAAAGCUGCUGCUGGGCUACCGGCUGUUACUCAUGCUGAAAUCGGAAAUUCCGACCCUGCUGAAGGCGGCCUGUGUGGGCUCCCUGGCGAACAUGUGCGACUCGGAUUGGUUCGCCUCUGAAUUUUUCAAUUCCGUGGCGCUGUUGUUACCUCAGUUGUGCGAGGUCGAGGGCACGGCGUACAGUGCGGUCAUGCAAACGGCGAGCAGAAUCGUGCAGAAGGAGAACGGAGUUGCAGGAAGUACAGUAACAUCAUCGUUGAACGGCGGGACAACCGCGACAACAUUGAACGACGGCGCACACGAUCCGACGCAGAUUUUGUCUUUGCUUGUGGAUGCCACGGGGUCGGUUAACGCCGAGGGGCUGCACUUGAUCACGGAAAUUCUCAACUUCGCGCUGGUCUGUCUGUACGCCGUGCCGUUGAAACGAAGGUUCAAGAACCUGCAGGUUUUGAAACUGACCCGGUUCGUCGUGGAGAAAGUGUACUUAUCCAUCUGCUGCUUGUCCCCGAAGCACUUCGUCGACGAAAAGCGGUACUGGAGAAUCUGUCUACUGUGCUCGAAGAUCCUGCGCGUCGUGAUGCGGGGUCCGCUGGUGAACAAGGAAACUUCGCAAGUCGACGCCUUGGCAGUUGUGGGCCAGAGCGAAGUGUUUGACGAGGACGUUUACAACGAAUUCACGAGUGGCGGGCGAGCCGGAGAGAGCCUUUAUUCGGGUGGUGGUGGUCCUACUUCGGGGAUUUAUUACGGUGGAAUGGCAAACAGCAUGAACAACAGCACCUACCCAGGAGCAACUGGUGGUCGUGUUGCUACUAGUGGCGGAACUAUGGCCGCGGACAACAACUACAACCCGUACACAUCGACAACACCAAACUCGACAACAUCCAGGAUCCCCGGCGCCCCGCCAACCGAGGAGCUUUCCCUGCCUACCUCCUGGCUGUUUCGGUGUUUUCUCGUGCGGCCGAGCGGCAUCUGCAUCCGCGUGUUGAUGCAGAUGAUCAGUUUGCACGGCCGGCUGCUGGAUGAGAAAAAGGGGAUUCUGUACCACCGCGACCUGGAAAAACAUCGGACGAACGUGGUGGCGACCAGCUUGGAUUUGUUGCGAAUUCUCUUCCAAAGAGACCAUUUGUUCCUGCAGCUGCACCAAUCGCAGUCGCUGGUGGGUUCUGCAUUGCAGCUCCCGGAUUUUGGGAAUUCCAACGCGGGGUCAAUGUUUUACAACGGAAUAAAUACGCCGCAGAAUCAACAGCAGUACGUGCGGGACGCGUAUGGAAAUCUCGUUCUCGUGAACGUCGCUGCAGACCUGCACCAAGAUCAUGUGAAUAACGGUCUGGGAACUACUACUUCCAAGAAAAACGCCGCGCUCUCCUACUCCGGGCUGGAAAUUGAGCACGUGACCGCGAUUGACGAGCUUCUGAAGCAAGACUACGCACUCCAAUGGCCGCCGGAAGAUUUUCUGGGCAAUAGUUCCGCCGGGGAACAAGGCAACGCGGAAGACCACGAAAACCCGAACAACACGAACAACAACGAGAACCCGUUUGUUCCCCGCACCGGCACGUUUGGGGACCGGUUGCGGAAGAAUUACCAGCAGUUGCUGGAGUUGAGCAGGAACAGCAACAACGCGAAUUCGAACAACAUUAUGGACAACAACAUUUUGAACCAGAAACCCUCGAAUUUGACCUUGAUUCUCUUCUACAUCUGCAGCAUCAACCGGCUGUCCAGUGUGAGCAAAAAGGCGAUGUUUGUUUUGUUGCAGAUGAUGAACCGGAAUUCCUCCGUCGUGGCGGAAACUCUGGAACUCUGCCCCAUGCUGAAGGAACUACUCAGUUACGGCUUGGCGCACAAUCUCUUCGAGCUCAACGCCGCGGAGGAGAUCGAAAACGUGUCCGGACAGCAGGAGUUCAGCAGGUAUUUGGUGGAAAAGCUGUCGACAAACAACUUAGCGUUGGAUUUCCUGGAGGAGUGCAAACAGCACUCCGACGCGGGCUUCGCGAUGCAGGAGGCGUAUUCAGUUUCCACCGGUUUUUCCAUUCUCGCAUCUCUCGAGCAGCAGCUGAACCUGCACGACGACAAAGCGGUGGAGUCCGUGGAUAUGCUGCUCGCACGGCUCUUAGCGGUGAACUCCUUGAAGAGUGUAUCGGCGGUGGGCGGGGGAGGAGGUGGUGUACAACUGGGUGGAUCAAGAUCUACUUCCAACACGACGAGUUCUAUGGGCAAUAAACCACUUUUCUUCGCCCGGGAACGGUCGAUCCGGACGGGUUACCUACAGGAUUCCACCCUCACCGCGGAGAACUUCGGGUUUGAAACCGCGGGCGACGAGGAGAUUUUCCAGCUGCUCCAGGACCAAUACAAGGAAGAAGUCGUCCCCUUCGACCAGGCCGCGCUCGCCGCGGGCAGGACGCCGGGGGUGCUACCCGGCUCCGUUGCGGACGUGAACUUCGCGAUGGGAGGAGGUGGAAGUGGAACUACAUCAAACUACAAAAACAGCACGCAAAACUCCUCGUCGUCCGCGGGCAAUAUGCUGAACUACAACACGUCGCAGAACCAUUUGGGGUCCUCCUUUCUGCAAAACACAAUGGCAGACGUCUCCGGGCCCUACCGGUCCGUGCGCCAGAUGCAAACCCCCCAGCACGUCGGGCCGAACGGCGAACUUUUAAAUCUCGCCGGCGCUCAAUCCAACCCGUAUCCUGUGCAAAAGUAUCGUACUCGUACAAAUGCAAGUCUUGCAUUACAAAUCUUGUUUCCAAGGCAAAUCUGCAUUACAAAUUUUAUUUCUCAUGCUGGGGAAAUUUGUAAUGCAUUUAUACGAUUACGAUACUUUUGCACUGCAUAACCCGGGCAGUCAGCCCAACAUCGGGUACAAGCCCUACUUGCCGGCGAACUCCACCGCCAUGCCGGAGUUGACGAAAAUACAGAGAAUCAUCCUCCACCGAUUCCAGCAGGACCAGCCGACCAAGCUCUUCCCCCAUGCGUACCGCGUGCCCGCGUUGAACAGAACACCUCUGCGGGAGCUGGUUCUCCUCGUUUUGAAAGAAGCGCUCGCAGUGUUACCGAAAGACCAGGACCACGCGGAAGCCCCGGCCAGCGACAAGCAGAACGAGAAGAUCCGCUUGGCGAUCGCGGUGUUAGGUUUGGCGAAAAACUACCAGGAGGAGCACAUCGAUUUGGACCCAGCGAGACAGGGCGGGACCUACUUGACGAACAGUUGCUUCCAGGGCUUGUACUUCCUGGCGGAGAACUACCCGGACAACCUGGACUCAGUUUCUGAUUUGUACCAACGGUUGGAUGAGGUCGCGCUCGCGCCGGUCGUGAUAUCAUCAACCUCUUCAGGCGAUGUAAUUGGUGGAGGACGUAGCAGGACCACUGCGGGACAGCAACAUCAUCAUGGCGCGAUCCCACAUUCCCGGUCGAAGUCUACCGCCGGUUCGCAGCACGAACCUCAUAGUUCCGCCCGGUCAAGCGGGCGGAGGCACUCCGGAGACAGAACCGCACUGCAAUCCGGAGGAGCCCAGCGCUCCGUUUCCGCCACUUCCGGGGCGGGUGGCGCUAACAAAAGCCGAUCGCCCCGACUGUCCUCCGCGUCGCGCUCCGGGUCACCCAGACAGCCGCAUCUUUCGCCGCGGUUGCAGGCUGCGGGCAGAGCAGGAGGACAUUCUAGGAGUAAAACGACCAGACAGGAGAAGCGCACGAAGAUCCACCCGUCCUGCCUCCCGUCGCGGGCGCAGCUGAGACAGUACAGCGACUUAUCGAUCGAAAGGAACCACAAAGAGUAUUUACUCGUUCUGGAAUUGAUUCUCCAGUGCGUCCGGAUUGCGGAGUUCCGCGAGGUGGGGUUGAGACUGCUCUCGACCAGCUUCAAAUCUAGAUACCGUGUGUUAGACUCCAUCGCGGACAGCCGGACGGAGUCCUUCCGCUACCGCCCCGCCUUUCUGCACCGAAUCCUUCUCUCCCAGGCAGUGACGCUGUUCAAACUGCAAACCUUGGAAUUGUCUCUCGUCCACAAGCUCGCCGCGGAGUUCCGGACUAAAAUGCUGCUCGGGAUGAGAACGACGAACAGCGGAAUCAAUAGUAGGAAGAAGCUGUUGCACAAACAGUUCGGAAUGGUGCAGGAGCACGAAGACUACAUGGAAUUGGAAUCGGAAAACCUCUUCGAAGACCCGACUAUCGAUGGCACGAGCGCCACCGCCGGGCUGUUGCUCACGCCCGCGGAGCGGCAGCGCGGCGAGUUCUUCCAGGCGACCACGCAGAACCUUGCGGACGAACUGGUCAGCCGCGUGAACCAGGUGACAAGCAGCAACGAGCCGCUAUUUGCGGCGAACAUGCGGCAUCUAAUGGACGGGUUGGCGCAGCUGUCGCCGGCGGAUAUUGGAAGUGGUGGUCCUCGUGGGGGGUCAACAGCGUCCUCAUCGAGCGCCGGCGUUGCUGGAAUCAGGUCGUCCUCCUCCGCAUCCCUACCCCUGGAUCUCGAGCAGUACUUGAAGCUCGCCCUGGACGGCUCGCAAACGCGGUCGAAGUACUACGACGAGCCUGCGGACGCCGCGAAGAGGAGAAAAACAGGUUCUACUGCGAGGAAUUUCGGUAGUGGGAGUAGCACCAGUCAGCACUUUUGUGCGGAGAUCGCGGCGGAGCAGGGGAUGUUUGUGGAAAAUUCAUCAUCGACGCUGUUCAAUGCGGGAGGUACAACUGCUGGUGGUCCUCCUCCUACCGACGCCGGUCGUGGUCCCGGGAAUUAUAUGGCAUCAAGCAAUCCAGCGAAUAAUUCUUCACAGCUGGCGUUGAUGGACUACGGGCAGCAGCAGAUGAGCAAUGUCCCCUUUAACCAACAAGCAAUCAACACCAAUUACACGGCCACCACCUCCAAAACCGCGACCUCCAAUGCCCUUUUCUACGACACCUCCAGUUUCUACCAGCUCGCCGGGCUUCUGUUUCUCACCCCCUACUUCGAAAGCCAGCGGCAGGUGCAGUCCAUGACCACGUACGGCACGUCCACCGGCUCCAUGGGCUAUUCUGAGUAAAAACGUCCCCACCCCAGAGUUGUCAUGCAAUUCUGCAUGCCAAAAAAGUAAAAGUUUCUCAUGCGGAGCCCUAUGAGAAGCAUUCUCUCUUCGUGUUUUGGGAUUUGUGAUGCUAGAAUCAGCAUGACAUGCUAGAUCUGUGAUGCUUCUGAGCUAGCUAAACAGGAUUACACUACGUGGACAAACUUGUCAUGCCAAACAACCAAAGCUGUGUGAUUUGUCUAGCAGAUGACUCUGUUGUGGGGACGUUUUUAAUCAGGAUAUGGCCAUGCCCGUGAACAGUGUGUUGUCGACGAACCCGGGUACUCUGGCCUAUCUGGAUUUGCGAGCCCGGAACGUGUGCAACUUCCUCCACCAGCAGAACCGGCGGAAGAUUGCCGCGGACUUGACGACCGAACUGGGACAAACCUUCACGGAAUUUCUCUACUGGACCCUGAUCUACACGAAGCCGGACCACGAGUCGCUCCGAAGUUCGUUCCGGAACCUGAUCGACGCCGGGAUUUUGUCGGCGGAAAAGGAGUUUUUCAAGCAAAAACUCCUCGCGGAGACCACCGCGACGGGGUCCAGCUCGAAGCAGUUCUUGAUGGUGUACUCCAGUCAAAACGCGGCGCUGCAGAUCCAACUGACAGAAGCCGCGCGGCAGGAGUUCUGUGCGAACUUGCUGUACUUGGUCACGAACAGCUUGUUGAAAGCGUCGGCUGAACUUCUUGCGGAGAGGACAGGAGCACGGGAAGAAAUAUCAAAUCCUGAAGAGAAGACACAGAAGAUUUUCGCCACGACCGCCACCAUCGACAACGCGAACGGGUCGGUUCCCAUGUCGUUCUUCCACAACUUGGCCCAGAAGCUGUUCAGCUUUUUACCCGUUUUGAAUAGCGGGACCUCCUCCGCGUCAAAGUUGGCGAUUUACAGUGCACUCAUACAGCUGCUGGGGAAGAUUUGCGGCACAGAAGUAGAUCUUGCUGGAGAUGAACCAAAUUCAACUAGAGUAGAACAACGAGAGUCCUCUCAGACGAAUCCUCACACGAGAAAAUUCCUGGUUUCCUCUACCACCGAGCACGACCAGUCGGUGAGUAUGCUGCUGCAGGAUGCGUUGGCGAAUGCGAAACUAGAUUCGAACUCCAUCAACAUCGCGGUGUCCAGCCUGUCCGUGCUCCGUUUUUUGGUCGAGAGAGACGAGGUUUUGCUUUCCGCCAAUUCCACCUACCUCUGGCAGUGCCUGAAGCAGAUUCUGAACCAGGCCUUCCGGUUCGCGAAGCAGACGAAGGACAUGCGGUUCGUCCGGGCGGUGCAGGCGUUGGUUGUGGCAAUGAAACUGCAGGAGGAGAGGGGGGAUAGCAGUGUAGCAGGCGACAUGGACAACGACCAAGAUGCACCAUUUGCAGCAAGAACAUCCGCAGGUAAUACUAGCGACGACGGUCUAUCAGGAGCAUCAAGCUUCGUUACCGCCAUGUACGAAUCUGGUUUUCUUUCCCUCUGGUUCCAGGGCGCCGCCAGCAUUUUCCUCUCAAGCGAAAUCGCCGGAAGUGGGCUGGGCUUCGGCUCCUUGACCUCCGCCGCGGGAAUUAAUACUCAUGGCGCCGGGGCCCCGGGUUACAACUUCAGCAGAGGCGCAGGAGGACGGGCGAAUUCAUCUUUGCAGAGAACAAGAUCCGAAACCGCUGUGUUGGAAGCCACGGCGCUCACCCUGAUCCAGUUUCUGGCGACCAUGAUAGUCGUGGAAACCGAUGAGGGAACCAAUGAAGGAACAAAUCAGCCGUUUUACCUGUGUCAGGAGCAACUCUUUCAGGAGCUGGAGUCCUUUCUGGUCAACUGCGUCGAAAAAUCCCAACUGGUCCAGGAAUCCUGUACCAACGCCGUCCGAGAUUUAACCACGAUCUCCGCGCUCGGAGUCUCAGGGACGAGUGGCGGCGGAUUUCUGUCCUACAAUAGCGACGCGAUGCCGAGUUUCAACAACCCGCCAAGAAGUAGGAUGAAUACCAGAACUGCACAACACCAGCAGCAUUCAAACCUUCAGCGAUCGAUGCAGCGAGCAGCUUCGUCAAAGUCCGCCUCCUCCGUCUCGAUUGCGUUGCUGUCCCAAAUCCUGGCGCUUCUCAGCAGCUGCAGCACGCACUCGCACUUAUCCUACGUGGAGACAGGGACGCAGGAGUUGAGUAGCUCCAGCGGAAUUAUGGCAGGAAGGAAUCUAUCGAACCUAGUAGCGCAGCAGACGACAACGCUCGCAAUCAGGAAUGACAACGGGAAUGCAUCGAUGGGAGUCGACGUAAGUUCCGGCGCACCAGCACAACAAGUGGGGGUAGGAGCCGCAGGAACAACAUCUGCGCCUUCCCAAGCAGUUCCGUCGAUAAGCAAGCGAUCGCUCCUCCUGUCGCAAUUGGGUAAGGACCUGCUGAUUGCGUGUUCCGCCUCUGCGGGCCUGAAUCGGGACGCAAGCGACAUGACCAUGCAUUUGUUGAACAUUUUCCGCCUGGACCUGACAGCACUGAUAACCGGGCCACGGGCGGCGAGAAUACCGGACACGCGAAGUCUAUUGCAGCAGACCGCGCCAGGUACGACUAAGUAUAUAUAAGUAGAGUUGUCCUCGUGGUCGGUAUACAUAGUGCCUUACAUCACGCGUUCGAUUGCUACACACUUAAAACAUUUUUGAGGGGGAAUGCAGGCUAACUUAGCAAACCUCCAGUAGUUGUGAUGCAGAAAAACCAUGAAUCAAAUUCAAAUUUUAAUUUCAGGUAACCUCCCCUCUGGUUUUUCCGCGGGUGGAAGUCUGUUGGGUGCCGUGCGAAAUUUCUUCACCGGCCAGAGACAAUCGUCGCCCUACAGCAGGCCACAGCCAAGAGACACGACGGCGCAACCGCAGCAGAGCGGCGGUGUUUACAAUGGUGCCGCAAGUAGAACUACAAGUAGCUUCCCCGCGAACCAACAAGACACCAGCACCUAUAACCCGAUGCUCGACGGCCAGCAGCUCGCAGAAGAGAUUGACGCUUCCGGGCGGUUGCUCACCCUGGCCGAGGCCAGCCGACGCCUCAACACCACCGCUGCGGGGCUGCAGUACGCGAUGAUGCACCAUGGUAGUGGAAUGGAUCAUCAGACGGAAAAGGAAAAUUUGCUGUCCGUCGUCCAGGCACUAAAAGAGAAUUUGCUGUACACCUUGGUCCUCUACGCCGUCUUCCUGGGACGACCCAUCCAGGAGGUGCUGGGGGCUGAGCAGCCUCUGGUCAGCUUUGAAGACCUGAAGGAAAGCCUGUUUUUGCGAGAAUUACUGCUGGUGUAGCAGUAUAAUUCUUGAGAUGUAGCAGGUGGCUCUCUGUAGCUGAAGCAGACUAUUAUUGAAUAAUCUUCGACAAAAGCCAGAUGCAGGUGGUGCAAUUACGCAUUUACAAUAUUGGCACUUUUUGUCGCGAUAAAGCAUCGACUCGCGCAAUGGGUUGGUGUGAGGUAUUAUGUGUAACGUUCUAAACUAAAUCACGAGGUCCUGCUGUACCUCUAGGUGGAAUGAUUCGUAUAGCUGAUGAUCUGCACGCAAUUUACAAAAAAUGUUCUACCACAACAAGCAACGCAGCACAGGUUGAUCGAAAGCGACUGAAU
Amoebophrya sp. A120 is the source of this 8604-nucleotide messenger RNA. Lineage: Eukaryota; Dinophyceae; Syndiniales; Amoebophryaceae. The record is from the annotation of a GenBank genome assembly.